Achroia grisella is the source of this 5668-nucleotide messenger RNA. It is a transcript of the gene DNApol-zeta, whose product is annotated as DNA polymerase zeta catalytic subunit. Gene Ontology annotation, molecular function: DNA binding; DNA-directed DNA polymerase activity; nucleotide binding. Gene Ontology annotation, biological process: double-strand break repair via homologous recombination; error-prone translesion synthesis. NCBI's taxonomy places the organism in Eukaryota, Metazoa, Arthropoda, Insecta, Lepidoptera, Pyralidae. The transcript has 20 exons. Bases 265 to 5403 code for a protein of 1712 amino acids. Gene Ontology annotation, cellular component: nucleus; zeta DNA polymerase complex. The record is from RefSeq and is a predicted model, not a curated record.
AUACCUAUGCCGUAAUAAGCACGUAAUUUUUUCGCGUAAUUCACUAAAAGCUCUCAAAUCUGUCAUAUUUGUUCAAAUUUAUAUCCAAGAAAUAAUGAAAAUGAAAAUAGACUAAUGAGUGUACUAUAGAGAAAAUAUUUAUAUUUCACAGAUUUUGCUUUGCGAGUUUGCGGUAUUUUUAACUUUUUUCAUAGUUUUCAAAGGGAAUUUAAUAAGUUAGUUCCAAAACAAUACAGACAGGUUUUCUUACAAUAAUAAACUAUUAUGAGCCACUCAAGCUCUACAAAUCUACCAAAAGCAGAUUUUUCUGUUCGUAUAGCUGUUUGUGAUCAUUAUCUGACUAGACCUGAUCCAAACCUUGACGUUAUUUAUUCAGACUUCAGAGGAGCUGACAUAAAACAGGUUCCGAUUCUGAGGAUAUUUGGUCCUGCAUCAGAUGGUUAUAAAGCAUGUAUUCAUGUGCAUGGUGUGUUCCCAUACUUCUAUGUACCAUGCCCAUCAACAAAUCCUGAACCUCAGUUACUCUAUCAGAUUGCGGCCAGCUUGGAUAAAGCUUUAAACAUUGCAUUAAAACAGGCAACAUCAACAAACCAACAUGUAUACAGAAUAUCAAUGGUUAAAGGAUUACCAUUUUAUGGAUUCCAUGACAAAAACCAUUUAUAUCUCAAGAUUUUUUUGUACAGUCCUAAUUUGAUUAAACAAGCUGUUGAACUCUGUAGUAAUGGAGCUAUACUUGGACAUGUGUUACAACCACAUGAGUCCCAUCUUAACUUCACUCUCCAAUUUUUUAUUGAUUUCAAUCUUUUUGGUAUGAGCUAUAUUGAUUUACAAAAUGUAAAAUUUCGUAAAUCAGGAUUAUCACAAAGUAGUAAUGAACCAGUACAGAGUGUUGAUGAUGGGUCUUUGAAACCUGAAAGCAUAUGUUUUUAUGAAGCAGACUGUGUUGCUUCUCAUAUUAUUAACAGACAAAGAAUAGGUAAAGGAGAUGGAAUAGAAAAUCCUGGACUUGAAGAAGUAUGGAAUCAAGAGAAUGAAAGACGAAAACAAUUAAAUAUAUCUAUAGCCUCAAAAUCUUUGUCUCAAGCCAGAAUUGGCUCAGACGAGACUGAAUCACACUAUAAAUACCAGCAAAUGUGUUUAAUUAAAAUGACUGGUGAUAUAGAUAAACCUGUGCAAACUGAGCAUGAAGUUCAUACAGAAUCAGAAAAAAUAUAUUAUCCAGCUGAAAGUUUAGAAGGUUCACAAUUUAUCGAUGCAGUGGAUGUGAGUAUACAUUUACCUCAGAACCAGGUUGCUAUUAGUUUUAAUGAGACUUUAAGGGGAAGCUUGGAUGAAACUCUCACAGUAGACUUGGAUGAAACCAUUGUUGAUGAAGAUGUUGCUUUGAAUUGUAGUUUGCAUUAUAGUCAGGUAUUAUUAAACAAUGAAGAUUUAGAUCUAGUAGACAUGUUACAAGAUAUGGAUGAUAAUGUGAAGGAUGAAGACAGUGUGAUACAAACUCCAGCAGAAUCUAACAAAGAUGUAGAGGCUGAAUUAGAUGAUUUUGAAUAUUCACAAAUAUUUGAUGAAGAAGCUGUACUUACACAAUUAUUUAAAAACAGUGAUACUAGUGAAGAAAAUUCAACUGAAUGGAAUGAUUCAUUUUGGGAUGGUGCAGAUAUUCCACAACUUGAUGGAACAUGCGAUGAUGAUCAUGUUAAAAAAGUAAGAAAAAGAAAAAUGAGAUCAAUGAAACUUGGAUUAUCACGCCCUAAGAAAAAUCGUGACAAAAAUGAUCAUAAAGGAAAUCCUUCCUUAGAUGUGAAUGAUAUAGCGGAGAUUAAUGAUUCACAGGAACCUGUACAUAAUAUAUGUAGUGUGCAUCUUAAACAAUCAAUAAAAUCAGAACUUGAAACCAAGUUAGAAAAUUCUGAAGUGGAUGCUAAAGAGGAAGAUGUUAAAUAUAAAAUAGAAACUGGAUCUAUUGCAGAACUUGUUAACAAAAUAUCAAUAAAACAAGAAGCUGCUGAUUUUUAUGACAUGCAAAAUAAUUUUAUACCUGCAGCUGGAUCCUCAUCAGUGCAAAAUAUUAAAGAUAUCUCUGUUAAUAAAUCUUUCGAAUCCUCUCCUGAUGACAAUAAUGUCGGAUUUAUAAGUUUUUAUGACACUUCAAAAUUUUUUGAUGUGUCCGAAGAAAGUAUUAAUAUAUCUGUUGAAAAUGUUAUAAAAAAGCAUAAUGAAAUAAUUUCCGAUCGUUAUGAUAUUAAGGGAUAUUCUAGAACAAGUGAAUCGAAAGAUAAUAAUUGUAUUAUAUUGACCCCAAAAAUAAGACCACCUACAAUGAAACAUGUUGUGUCUAGUCUUGAAAAGUAUAGCAUUCCUAAAGUAAAACAUCCUCAACCAUACUACUCAGAUCCCAAAGAUGUUGGCGAUAGAGUUGAAAUUGGCCAAAUGAUAAUAAAGUUACAUAGCAAGGUAGCUAGAGACCAGAAACCCUACGAUAGAGUGCUUGAUACUACGAGCAUAGAGGAAUGGCGCCAUAUGUUAUUUUUACAGACGAAUGACAUGUCUGAGGAGUCUUCCAAACCUGAAGCUCUAAAAUUAUUGUUAGCUGGAAAUAAGGCAACUAUAUUAGAACCUUUAAAAACGCCACCAACAAGGAGCCAAGUUAUGAAAUGGAUACAAAACCAAAAACAAGAAGAGCUUAAAAAGCACACAAUUCAAAAUGUUCAUGUAGCUAAAAAUUUGGACGAGAUAGAUAAUUCCCAAAUAAUAGGACUACACGAAGAUACAAUUAAUACUAAUGUUAGCUUAGAGUGUGAUAAGGAAAAGCUGAAUGAAAUCAAUAGUCUCCAAGUGACAAUGCAACCCAAUGGCUCCUUCUUAUGUUUUGGAACCAACGAAACUCAAAGUGAUAGUAUUUUAGAUAGCCCAUCAGUGGAAGUGAAUUUCCUUACUCUGAUGCUCACUGAAGUAUUCACAACUGUAAGAGGUGAUUUACAUCCUGAUCCAUCAGUAGACACUAUACAAGCAAUAUUCAUAAUGGUCACAAAUGAUUGUCCUGCAGACCAUUCACUUGUCAAAUCGACCACAGAAAUAAUAGUCGUUGAUAAUACACCACCACCAAAUUUAUUAGAUAGAUGUAUUUUCAAGGCUAAUAUAACAUAUGUAAAUAGUGAAAAUGAUAUUCUUAAUAAGCUUAUUGAAUUAGUAAAGAAACAUGACCCCGAUAUAAUGUGUGGGUAUGAGAUAGAUAUGAAAUCUUGGGGUUUUAUAUUGGAGAGAGCUCAAGUUUUAGGAAUGGAAAUGGUCAGAGAAAUAUCUAGAAUAACAGCGAAAUACAGGCAAAAACGAUGGAGGAGUGAAGAUAAGGAUUUCGAAGGAAAAAUAAUUGGGAGGAUUACAUUCAAUGUUUGGCGCUUGUUUCGUCAUGAGCUAGCGCUUUCUAGCUACAGUUUUGAGAAUUGUAUGUACCAAGUACUGAAUGAAAGAGUACCCGAGUUUAGCUUUGCUCAAUUAGCGGCGUGGUGGAAUGAAGAAUCUAGGAUACUUAGAUGGAUAACAGUAGAAUAUUAUAUGACGAGAUUGUCUGGUACUGUUCGAAUGUUAGAGAAAUUAGACAUAAUAAACCGCACAUCUGAGCUUGCUCGGCUUUUUGGCCUGCAAUGGUGGGAGGUGCUUUCCCGCGGUUCUCAAUUCCGAGUGGAGUCAUUAAUGUUGCGCGCCGCUCGUCCCUUGAACCUCAUAGCGCUAUCGCCGACAGUCAAACAGAGGGCCAGUAUGCGAGCACCUGAAUGUCUACCACUUAUAUUUGAACCAGAAUCUCGCUUCUACUCUGAUCCUGUUAUUGUACUGGACUUCCAAAGUCUGUACCCUUCGAUGAUGAUUGCUUACAACUAUUGUUUCUCUACUUGCAUCGGCCGUGUUCAGAAUAUAAAUGGUGAUUCCGCUUACGAAUUCGGCGCAUGGCGUUUACGGAUACCGAAAACAAAGCUAGAAACCUUAAUAAAGAACGGCCUAGUGCACUGGUCUCCGGUUGGUGUUGGUUUCGUGAAGACAUCUGUCCGUCGCGGAGUUCUACCAGCACUCUUAAGAAGAAUUCUAGCUGCUAGGCAAGCCGUUAAGAAAAAUAUGAAGGUGCAGACAGAUGAGGCAAUCAAAAAGGCUAUGCAUUCGAGGCAGCUGGGUUUGAAACUAAUAGCAAACGUAACAUAUGGAUAUACAGCGGCUAACUUCAGCGGCCGUAUGCCAUGCGUGGAGGUGGGAGACAGUGUCGUCUCUAAGGGCAGGGAGACCUUAGAACGAGCUAUAAAGCUGGUUCGCGACAAUAAGCAGUGGAAUGCCAAGGUUAUCUAUGGCGAUACGGACUCGAUGUUCGUGCUUGUACCGGGAGGGACGCGUGCUGAGGCGUUCGCGCUCGGACAACAGAUAGCAGACGCUGUCACAGCUGACAACCCGUCACCAGUUGUACUUAAGCUAGAAAAGGUGUACCAACCGUGUAUCUUGCAAACGAAAAAGCGUUACGUGGGAUAUAUGUACGAGAAUCCCGAUCAAGAGAAGCCUGUGUUUGAGGCUAAAGGGAUAGAAACGGUACGCAGGGAUGGAUGUCCAGCCGGUGUCAAACUGCUGCAACAAUCACUAUGCGAGUUGUUCGAUAGCGGCGACAUGUCGCGUGUGAAGAGUAUCGUGGUAUCGACACUGUCGCGGCUGGCGAGCGGCACGCUGCCACUACACGAGUUGUUCUUCACCCGGGAGUACCACGGGCAGGCCGGCUACAGGCCCGGGGCCACCGCGCCGCCAAAUGAGAUCGCUAAGCGCGUGGCGGCGUCGGAUCCGCGUGCGGUUCCUCCGCGCGGAUGGCGCGUGUCGUGGGCGGUGACGGGCGGCGCCCCCGACGAGCCGCUGUGGCGGAGCGCCCGCAGCCCCCGCGACCUGCGGCGGCGGCCCGCGCCCGCCCGCACCGCGUACUACGCCGCGCGCGUGCUGCUGCCGCCGCUGCACCGCUGCCUCUCGCUGCUCGGCGUCGACGUCUUCAAGUGGUGGGCAGAACUAGGGUACAGCCGGGUGGCACAGGCUAGCAGACGAGUGGCCCCCGACGGUAUCGCACGCUACAUGUGGCGGCGGCGAUGUGCGGUGUGCGGUGCGCGCGCCGCACGUGCUCUGUGCUCGAUGUGUGCGCACUCGGGCCCCGGGGGACCCACCUCCGCUGCGCUCGCAGCGCGUCUGGCCACCGCGCAUGCGCAUCUACACUAUUGCACAUUGAUAUGCAAUUCUUGUUGCGGUCACUCUCAGUCCUUCCACUGCGAGAACACUGAGUGUCCUGUGUUGUGGCGACGAUUGACUGCACAAGAAAAAUUCGCGGAUAUAAAGGAUGUGGUCACACACUUACCAUCUCAGUUCAACAAUGGAAGUUUAGAUUUUUGAUCUAGUGAGGUCUUAAUAUUAACUUUUCCACUACAAAUUAGUAUUUUUUAAGAACAAUGGAGAUAGUUUAUUACUGUCCUAAAGUGUCAAAAUAAGAAUCAUGUCAAAAAUAAUUGAGACAAGCUAUAGACACACUUUUACUUACUGAUAACAUUGCAAGACAAAACUAAAUAUGUAUGUAUUGCUUUUAGAAGUUUAACAUUUUAUAUAAUUAUGUUGAAUAUGAAGUAUUGCCUUUUCUCAGCAUAUAAUCUGUGGUAAUUUC